Lolium perenne is the source of this 3409-nucleotide messenger RNA. RefSeq names its product tyrosine-sulfated glycopeptide receptor 1-like. Gene Ontology annotation, biological process: protein phosphorylation. Gene Ontology annotation, molecular function: protein kinase activity; receptor serine/threonine kinase binding; ATP binding. NCBI's taxonomy places the organism in Eukaryota, Viridiplantae, Streptophyta, Magnoliopsida, Poales, Poaceae. The record is from RefSeq and is a predicted model, not a curated record.
UUUAUCCACUCAUGGUACAACAUAUGCUCCUCCUGGUUCCCAAGCUAGUUCCACCAGAAAACCAUGCAGACACUCCAUUUUUCCAACAGGACAGACAGCAACAAAUUGCACAUACCUUCCCUUGGUGUUGCUCUUGUGCUGCUGAUCUGCUUGGCCUCUCCUGCCAGUUCCUGCACGGCGCAGGAGAAGGGCUCCCUUCUCCAGUUCCUCGCCCAGCUCUCACGAGAUGGUGGCCUCGCCGCUUCAUGGCAGAAUGGCACGGAUUGCUGCAAGUGGGAAGGGAUCACCUGCGACAGAGAUAAGACGGUCACCGAUGUCUUGCUGGCUUCGAAGGGACUCAAGGGGCACAUCUCACCGUCUCUUGGGAUCCUCAGCAGGCUGCAACACCUUGACCUCUCUCACAAUUCACUAUCAGGUGGUCUGCCUUUGGAAUUGGUUUCGUCCAGCAGCAUCACCAUUCUUGAUGUAAGCUUCAACCAGCUGAAUGGAACGCUCAGUCAGCUGCCAUCUUCAAUCCCUGCCCGGCCACUGCAGGUACUGAAUAUCUCCACCAACUUAUUUACAGGAGAGUUUCCAUCCAGCAUAUGGAAAGCAAUGGAGAAUCUGGUUGCACUCAAUACCAGCAAUACCAGCUUUACUGGGCAGAUACCAACUCAAUUAUGUAACAUCUCACCAUCCAUCAUUGUGCUUGAUCUGUGUUUCAACAAAUUCAGUGGUAACAUCCCCUCCGGACUUGGUGAUUGCUCUAGGCUGAGAGAGCUCAGAGUCGGCUACAACAGCCUCAGUGGAACACUCCCAGAUGAUCUCUUCAAUGCUACCUCAUUGGAAUACCUGUCUUUUCCCAACAAUGAUUUACAUGGAAUUCUUGCUGAUACACGUAUAUUCAACCUCAGAAAUCUUGAAACCCUUGAUCUUGGAGGGAACAAAUUCAGUGGGAAGAUUCCAGAUACUAUCGGCCAGCUCAAGAAACUGAAGGAGCUCCAUUUGAACAACAACAAUAUGUCAGGGGAGCUGCCAUCAGCUCUGAGCAAUUGCAUAAAUCUGAUAACAAUAAACCUCAAGAGCAACAAUUUUAGCGGAGAACUUAACAAGGUCAAUUUCUCCUACCUAGCCAAUCUAAGAACUUUAGAUCUUUACUACAACCAAUUCAAUGGCACAGUUCCAGAAAGCAUAUACUCUUGCAGCAAUCUGACUGCAUUACGGCUAGCUCAUAACAACUUAGGUGGGCAGCUUUCACCACAAAUAAGCAAUCUGAAGUACCUUGCCUUUAUGUCACUUGCAGAAAAUUCUUUUAAAAAUAUCACAAAUACACUUCACAUCCUUAAGAGGUGCCGGAAACUUACCACGCUGCUUAUUGCUUUCAACUUCAAAGGAGAGAUCAUGCCACAGGAUGAAAAAAUUGAUGGUUUUGAGAAUCUUCAAGUUUUGGGUAUCGGAGGAUGUGAAUUUUAUGGACAAAUACCUCUUUGGAUAUCAAGGCUAGCAAAUUUAGAGGUGUUAAUUUUAUCUCACAAUCAACUCAAUGGAUCAAUACCAUCAUGGAUCAAAACCCUAACCAAACUCUUCUAUCUUGACAUAUCAAACAACAGCCUCACAGGGGAAAUUCCAAUAGCACUGAUGGAUAUGGCAAUGCUAAAGUCAGAGAAGACUGAAGUCCAUUUAGACCCAGGGUUUUUUGAGCUACCUGUUUAUGAUACUCCAUCACUUCAAUACCGUGUACCUAUUGCUUUGCGUAAAGUUCUGGAUCUAAGCCACAAUAAAUUCACUGGUGAGAUCCCCUUCAAGAUAGGCCAGUUGAAAGCCCUCCUUGCACUCAAUUUCAGCUUCAAUCAGCUCACAGGAGAAAUCCCACAAUCAAUAUGCAACCUCACAAGCUUGCAGGUGCUAGACUUAUCUAGCAAUGAUCUCACAGGUGCGAUCCCAGCUGCAUUAAAUAGUCUGCACUUCCUUGCAGAAUUCAACAUUUCUCACAAUAGCCUUGAAGGGCCUAUUCCAUCUGGAGGCCAGUUUAAUACUUUUUUGAAUUCCAGUUACGAUGGGAAUCCAAAGCUUUGCGGCUCUAUUCUAGCUCAAAAAUGCCUUCCAUCCUCACUUCCUCCGUCCUCCACCAAUCACCGAGAUAAGAAGACUGUUCUUGCAAUUGCAUUUGGUGUGUUUUUUGGAGGCAUUGCUAUACUUUUGUUGCUUGGGCGCAUACUUGUCUCGGUCAGGAUGAGGAGUUUUACAGCAAAAAACAGAAGGGGGAGCAAUGAAGAUGCUGAAGCAACUUCAUUCUACUCCAGUUCAGAGCAAACAUUAGUGAUGAUGCGGAUGCCACAGGGCAAGGGAGACGAAAACAAGCUUAAAUUCACUGACAUUUUGAAAGCUACGAAUAACUUUGACAAGGAGAAUGUCAUCGGAUGUGGAGGUUAUGGAUUAGUUUACAAGGCAGAGCUAGCUGAUGGCUCCAAGCUGGCAAUAAAGAAGCUCAAUAGUGAAAUGUGUCUGAUGGAAAGGGAGUUCAGUGCAGAGGUUGACGCACUUUCCAUGGCACAACAUGAAAAUCUUGUACCACUGUGGGGUUACUGCGUCCAGGGGAACUCAAGGUUUCUCGUAUAUUCCUACAUGGAGAAUGGCAGCCUGGAUGAUUGGCUUCACAACAGUUAUGAUGAUGCUACCUCGUUUCUUGACUGGCCGACUCGGCUCAAGAUCGCACAGGGAGCAAGCCUAGGACUGUCUUAUAUCCAUGAUGUCUGCAAACCUCAAAUUGUUCACCGAGACAUCAAAUCAAGUAACAUCCUACUGGACAAAGAAUUUAAAGCUUAUGUUGCAGAUUUUGGGCUAGCCAGAUUGAUCCUUCCCAACCAAACUCAUGUUUCAACUGAACUGGCCGGCACAAUGGGUUACAUACCUCCCGAGUAUGGACAAUCAUGGGUUGCUACAUUGAGAGGUGAUAUGUACAGUUUCGGAGUAGUCCUACUUGAGCUUCUCACUGGAAUGCGACCUGUUCCAGUCCUAUCUACAUCAAAAGAGCUAGUCCCAUGGGUGCUGGAAAUGAGGUCCGAGGGAAAGCAAGUUGAGGUCCUGGAUCCAACACUUGGAGGCACAGGAUAUGAAGAGCAAAUGCUGAAGGUGCUUGAAGCCGCUUGCAAAUGCGUCAACCAUAACCAAUUCAUGAGGCCAACUAUCAUGGAAGUAGUCUCUUGCCUAGACAGUAUAGACGCUGAUCAGCAGAUGUAAAGAGCAGGAAAGAUAUGAACUACACAUGAUACAUAAACUUAUACAUUUUUGUGUACGAAUUGGUUGUGAAUUCCCAGUUUCAGUAGAGUUGGCAUUGAUAAACUUACAGUUUGUUUUAUACAUACAUACAUAGCUUAACCGCUUGCAGUUUUGUGCUUUCUGUACCACCACAAUGAAAGGGUUAUGCAAA